CUGAACUGAGAAAGGAACGAAUCAGUUCAUGAAGUGAUUCGGUUCAGUACGCUCACUCAAAAGAUUCGUUCGUUCGAACGAAUCGUUCGCGAACGACACAACAUGCGUGGAGGAUAUGCGCUUUGCAGCAAAGUCCUCCUUUACUCCACACACGCUUCUAAGCCUCGCUACUAACUACACUUUAUUCAUCCUCCGUGUCAGGAUAAACUCCACUCGUCUCAGUCAACUUUGGACAUUAUUAGGCCCGCUUAGCUUGCUACUUGUUUUAGCGCGUUAGUUAGCUUAGCUUGCUACUUGUUUUAGCGCGCUAGUUAGCUUAGCGUGCUAGUUAGCUUAGCUUGUUAGCUGCUAACAAAGAGACGCGGAUUUGAUCAACACAUCGCUUAGUUAAGAUCAAGUGUGAGUGUAAAGUGUUGUGAUUGUGUGAAAAUGUGUGAAAGAACGAUAGCAGAGUACAAAGAGGAACUUUCUCGGACAAAAGAAGAAAACAAAAGACUACGUCAACUACUGGACGCUGUUUUCGAGAAACCUCAAGUUGUGUUACACAGAACAGGUCUUGGCGCCAGCGCGCGGUGCGCCCUUUCGAUGUCGAGUUGCAUAGUUGCGGGGAUCUCCAACAUGUCCCGCAGCAGUUUUUCCACAAACUCUGGCAUGGACGGUCCCUCGGCUCCUUCGGGAACAUUGUAUAUCCUCAAGUUCUUGCAUCAGGAUCUCCCUUCAUAGUCGAGUAGUUUGUUUUCUUGCUGAUGAAUGACUUUUAUCAUGUUGUUCAACACAUACUCCACGUUUUGAAUCCGGCCCUCCACUUUCUCAAUUCGCUCCUCUGUGUCUGUUAUUUGUUGUUUAAUGUUGGUGAGCUCGGAUUUAAUAUUGUUCAGUUGUUCUUUUAUGUCUUUUCGGAAGUCCCGAAUCUCCUCCAGAACUUGGACUAAACCUUCGGCGUCCGCCUCCUUUGAGCGAGGGUUAGCGUUAGCACCACCAUCUUGUAGCUUUACAGAUAUCCAGCAGCCCCCCCACAUGGAAGAGGAAGAGGGGGAUCCACAGCCCACCCACAUAAAAGAGGAAGAGGAUGAUCCACAGCCCACCCACAUGAAAGAGAAAGAUGGGGAUCCACAGCCCCGCCACAUGAAAGAGGAAAAGGAUGAUCCACAGCCCCCCCACAUGAAAGAGGAAGAGGGGGAUCCACAGCCCACCCACAUGAAAGAGGAAGAGGAUGAUCCACACAUGAAAGAGGAAGAGGAUGAUCCGCAGCCCACCCACAUUAAAGAGGAAGAGGAUGAUCCACAGCCCCCCCACAUGAAAGAGGAAGAGGAUCCACACAUAAAAGAGGAAGAUAAUGAUCCACAGCCCCUUCACAUGAAAGAGGAAGAGGAUGAUCCACAGCCCCCCCACAUGAAAGAGGAAGAGGAGGAUCCACACAUGAAAGAGGAAGAGGAUGAAUUACAGCCCCUUCACAUGAAAGGGGAAGAGAAGGAUCCACACAUGAAAGAGGAAGAGGAUGAAUUACAGCCCCUUCACAUGAAAAAGGAAGAGGAGGAUCCCCACAUGAAAGAGGAAGAUGAGGGAGAGUGUGUUGUAGAGCAGGAGGAGGAUGAUGUCAGCAAGUUUCCACUGACUGUUGUCUCUGUGAAGACUGAAGAGCAUGAAGACAAAGCACCUGAGUCCUCACAGCUUCAUCACAGUCCAAACAUCCAGCAGCCCCCUCACAUGAAAGAGGAAGAGGAGGAUCCACAGCCCACCCACAUGAAAGAGGAAGAGGAGGAUCCACUCAUGAAAGAGGAAGAGGAGGGAGAGUGUGUUGUAGGGCAGGAGGAGGAUGAUGUCAGCAAGUUUCCACUGACUGUUGUCUCUGUGAAGACUGAAGAGCAUGAAGACAAAGCACCUGAGUCCUCACAGCUUCAUCACAGUCCAAGUAAGCACAUAUCAUUUUAUUCUCAGGGCAUUCAAUCCAUCACAACUGGACUGUUCACUUUGUCUUAGAAGACUCAUCCAAGUAGGCUUCAUCACUUCAUGCUCAUACACUUCAAGUCUUAAA
Nerophis lumbriciformis (worm pipefish) is the source of this 2035-nucleotide messenger RNA. Lineage: Eukaryota; Metazoa; Chordata; Actinopteri; Syngnathiformes; Syngnathidae. The record is from RefSeq and is a predicted model, not a curated record.